Molecule: messenger RNA, 1951 nt
Organism: Phialemonium atrogriseum
Lineage: Eukaryota; Fungi; Ascomycota; Sordariomycetes; Cephalothecales; Cephalothecaceae
Product: putative dna replication regulator sld2 protein
Exons: 2
Coding region: 109-1809 (566 amino acids)
Biological process (GO): DNA replication; mitotic DNA replication preinitiation complex assembly; DNA replication initiation
Cellular component (GO): DNA replication preinitiation complex
Molecular function (GO): DNA replication origin binding; single-stranded DNA binding
Source: RefSeq, a predicted model, not a curated record
AUCGCGUUAACGCGUCUGCCACCACUAGUAGUACACUACACCACAUGAAGCCGUCAAUCUUCAGUUUUUUUAGUUUUUUUCAAGGUUCGUCUGCACACUUUUGUUGCUAUGAUGUCCAUGGACGAGCAAGAACGAAUUCAGUAUGAAGCCCAAUCACAGGCAUUGCGUGUAGAGUUGAAGCAAUGGGAAAACAACUGGGCAAAGGAACACGCAGGCAAGAAGCCUGCCCGCAAUGAUAUCAAGCAGAACCCCGAGAUUGCCCAAAAAUACAAGUCCUACAACAAGAUCCGGGACAUCAUCUCGGGCAAGAUCCUACCCCCUUCGAAACAGCAUCCCACGCCGCGGAAGCGCAAAUCCACAGAUGGCCCAGCCCCCGCCCAGACACCCAGCAAGCGCCCUCGACCUGCGGAAACCCCCACCAGGGCCCAGUCGCACGUCGACGGCUACGGCCACGGCUCCCAAGGCCACCCCGCCGGCGACGACGCGGUGACGCCCUCGCUGAGCCGGCGGCUCUUCAGCCCCGCGGUCCCGACGUCGAUCGGCCCCACGCCGCAGCGCGACGGCCGCGUCCUCGGCCUGUUCGACCUCUUCGCCGGCAGCGACGCCGACAACACGCCCUCGCGACCGCGCUCCACCGCCACAGAUGCAGCAGCCGCCGCCGUCCAAGCGACACCGCGCAAGCAGACGGGUGCGGUGGACCACCACCACCACGCGCCCGCGUCCGGCGGUCGGGAGGACGCCUUCGCGACGACGCCGCUGAGGGGGCUGGACGGCAACGCGCGCAGCAGCGGGUUCGCGGCGCGGGUGGGGCUCGAGGGCCGGACGACGACGACGACAGCGACGGCGACGACGCCGCGGGGCCCGAGGUCGGCGUCGGCGUCGGCGCUGCAGUUUGCCACGCCGGCAUUCCUCAAGCGGGGCUGCGCGCCGCUGCCGCCGAGCGUGGACGAGAACGGCGAGUACGUCGAGUCGCCGCGACCGCUGCGCCUGCCGAGGAAGCCGCUCGUCCGGGGCCUGAGCAGCGUCGUCGCGGGGCUGAGGAGGCUGGAGGAGGAGGCGCUUGAUGAGGACCUGGAGGCGUUGAGGGAGGUGGAGAUGGAGAUGGAGGGGGCUGUGCAGGGCGGCGGGGCUGGGGCCGGGGUCGGGCUGAAAGCACCACCCGCUGGGGGAGAUCGGGCGGUCGAGCUCGAGGACGUCUUUCCCGCUGCUCCUGCUCGUGGGGAUUCUGGCCCGUCGGGCGCAGGCAGAGUUCCCGUCGAGGUGGAGGAUAGCCAGGCGCAGCCGCCGACCUUGCUGGGUGGUUUCGACGACGAGGCCCUGUACGACAGUCCCGUCGAGGAGGCGAUGGACCGUGGGCGGCCGCUACGUGUGUUCAAGAAGAAGGGGCAGAAGCGCACUACGAGGCGGGUCAAUAUGAAGCCGACGCGCAUAAGGAGGCCUGUGGAGGAGGAGGACGCAGAGGGUGAUGGGGAUGAGACCGAUGGAGAGGUGGUGCCCGAGACGCAGCUUGGUACCACAAAGGCUAUGGCGGAUAGGGAUCUGCUUGAUGCAGCUUCUGGCUCCGAGUUCGACGGCUCGGAUUCCGAGCAAGAUGGAAAAGAAGCGGCCAAGAAGAAGGAGGAGGCCGCGGCAAAGGCAAAGGCAAAGAAAGGGAAGGCCGAGGCAAAAGAGAAAGAGGAUGGGCCCGUCAAACGAGUGGUCAGGAAGGUCAAGGCUACGGCGCAUGCGAAUUUCAAGCGGCUGAAGCUAAGGAAUAAUGGAGCAAAGGGCGGUGCCGGGUACAACAGCAGGUUUAGGAGGAAACGAUAAGCCCUGAAGUGUAAUCACGGAGAGAGAUCAUUCUGACUUCCCGUUGUAGCAGGCUUUGCUUUUCAAUCAUCAUCAAUUGCCAAAUAGCAUUCAUGAGGGUCACCUCAUUUUGAAUCGUUCCUUCCGAGACGUUAUUAAAGUG